This is a messenger RNA of Tuber melanosporum (Perigord truffle), 1609 nucleotides long. RefSeq lists its product as uncharacterized. Gene Ontology annotation, biological process: ribonucleoside monophosphate biosynthetic process; purine nucleotide biosynthetic process; 5-phosphoribose 1-diphosphate biosynthetic process. NCBI's taxonomy places the organism in Eukaryota, Fungi, Ascomycota, Pezizomycetes, Pezizales, Tuberaceae. Gene Ontology annotation, molecular function: magnesium ion binding; ribose phosphate diphosphokinase activity. The record is from RefSeq and is a predicted model, not a curated record. Bases 158 to 1135 code for a protein of 325 amino acids. The transcript has 5 exons. Gene Ontology annotation, cellular component: cytoplasm; ribose phosphate diphosphokinase complex.
CUUCUUCUUUUCUUCCCCACGUCCUCCUCUCAUCGCCUACAUUAUUUUAGAACAACCUCCCACUAUUAACGCUAGGCACUUCUAUUUCCUCAAUUCGUCUGAGCGGUUAAUAGAUACAGAUUCCGUAACGAUCAAAUUAUUUCCUCCCUCCCUCGUCAUGCGCCGGGUCAAAAUCUUCUCUGGCACGAGCCAUCCCGGUCUAACAGAGGCCAUUUGCGAGCGUCUCGGGACAACACUGGGGAAGUGUGAUCUCAAGAAGUUCUCCAAUGGUGAGACAAGUGUCGAUAUUGGUUGCUCAAUUCGAGACCAGGAUGUCUUCAUUGUUCAGAGCGGGAGUGCAAAGGCCAAUGAUAGCAUUAUGGAAUUGUUGAUUCUUAUAUCUGCUUGCAAAGGCGGAUCGGCUAAUAAAAUAACGGCUGUGAUGCCUUAUUUCCCCUAUUCUAAACAAUCUAAGAAGAAAUCUCAUCGAGGAGCUAUCACUGCUAGAAUGCUAGCGAAUUUGCUUACGGUUGCCGGGGUCGAUCAUGUCAUCACUGUGGAUCUCCAUGCUUCCCAAAUGCAAGGCUUUUUCACGAAGCCUGUGGAUAACCUAUAUGCGGAGCCGCUUCUUGCGAGGUGGAUUAGACAUACCGUUCCUAAUUGGCGUGAUUCGGUUGUUGUAUCGAAGAAUCCGGGCGGGACUAAGAGAGUGACUCAGUUAGCAGAUGUCUUGAAGUUAAAUUUUGCCCUGAUCACGACGGAUCGAAGGCGCAAAGAGGAUGCUGACCAGAUUCCGGGAAACGAAAAGAUGAUAACACUUGUCGGUGAGGUCCGCAGAAAAACAGUUCUCAUUGUGGAUGAUAUGAUUGAUCGUGCUGGAUCGUGGAUCUCUGCGGCAGAGCAUGUUAAACUGAGGGGUGGUGCUAAGAAGGUUAUUUGCAUCGCGACGCAUGGUGUAUUCGGUGGAAAUUGCCUUAAGGAAAUGGAGGACUGCAGUUGUAUCGAUCAAAUAGUCGUCACUAAUAGUUUUCCCAUUCCGGAGGACAAGAGGAAAGGGGUUAAAAAGCUUGUCACUAUUGAUCUGAGCCAGCUUCUUAGUGAAGCGAUCCGCAGAAAUCACCAUGGUAAGUUUAUCCCCCAUUACUUGGUAGAGUGAGAGUCAUUAACUAACGUGCCACUUUCAGGGGAGAGUAUCUCUGCUCUGUUUCAGCAUUAUUCAGAUUAAUUUUUCGUUUUGCUUAAACAUUUUCUCUUGUUGGUGUAUCCAAGGAUGCGGGUUUUAGGUGGGAGUUUUCAUGGCGUGAUUUCUUUCCGUUUUUCAUUGACCCCAAUUAUUGGCUAUCCGAAUCUCAAAAAGCACAAGUCGUGGGGGGACUGUUUUCAUUCCUGAAUAUAAUCUUUAAGCGUGGUGUUUGGAUAACGGGGUCUAUACUUUUUUCUUUUCCUUUCGUUUGGGCUGGGGUUGGUGGGUUUAUCUUGUUUGGGAUCUGCAAUGUCAAGGUCCGUAGCUUCCACCCCCGAGACGGUGUGCUCCUUCUAGGCCACGAUAUAGACUACAUCAGAUUCUUGUCAAUUAAUAGAAACAAGGGAAGUUCUGUUCAGGCAGUCCUGCUAUGAAGUGGCUGUUUAA